AUGUGGAGGCGAACUGCGCUGCACUACUGCGCCUUCGAGGGCAACGUGGAGGUGGCCCAAGCCUUGCUCCAAGCUGGCGCAGAUCCCUUUCUGCGCGACCGCGAGGAGCGCACUCCGCUGCACGUGGCGGCAGCAAUGGGCCAGGUGGGCGUGGCCAGGGAGCUGCUCGGCACGUGUGUGUCCAGGAUACGUGCAGCAGCACUUCAGCGAUUUCGCCGUGAGCGCAUGGAGCCGACCGAGCCCUGGGAGGAUCCGUCAAUGGCAGACCAACGUGCGGCCAAGAGCGCCAUGGCGGACUACCUCCAUGCCCUGGAGGAGACGCGGCGCGACCUCUUGCUAUCUGAGGACAAGCAUCAGUUCACGUGCCUCCACUACGCGGUGCGGGACGCGUAUUCUGGUUGCUUUCAGCUUCUCAAGCUCCUGCUCACAAGCCUCUUCGAGUUCCCCAAGGGCCGGGAGAUCGACGACAUCAUGACGAGCAAGCUCUUCGAGAUUCCGCACGGGCCCGGUCUCAUGAAGCUUCUUGCUGGGUAUUUGCUGGAAGAGGAGGUUGCCGCCAUUGCCCACCAGCACAUUAAGCGGUCACAGGAUCUCUCGCUACAGAUCGCCAACCAUCGUGACAUCCAAGGUGUGACGCCCCUCCACCAUGCCUCAGCGAUGGGAAACUACCGAGCGGCUCAGGUCCUCGUUGCUCAUGGUGCUGACAGAUUUGCCAAGGCCAUUUUGCCGGACGCACAAGGAGCAGAGGCCACCGGGCAGCCGCCUUCCAGCGCGACGCCCGUCGACCUCGCUAAGGAUGCCACCACAUCCCAGGCGCUCGCAAAGGGCACUGGUCAAGACACUGUGGAGACGCUGGUGCAGUCCGCGGUGACUCAAGUCGAGGCCCAUGGCCAAGAUGUCAACGAGGCACGUGGUCUUCUUGCGCGGCGUCCGCUUCACGUUGUGCUGAUAGGCGCAAUUGCGAGCGCUCAGAGCUCCAAGAGCUCUCUGGUAGAGCAUUUGCUGAAGGAGUACCCGGAAUGCGAUCCGUGCAUCACCGAUGCCAAUGGAUGGACGCCGCUGCACUACGCCGCAGCUUACGGCCGCCAUGCGGAGCUGCGGAUGCUCAUCUCCCAGGCCAAGCGGCUCCAUCCCAGGGUCUGGCAGGCCGUGUCGGGCAAGGAAAACCGCGCGCGUGGGACAACGAAGCCAAAGAAGGAGGCUGGGACCUCUAUUUCUUCCACCACCAAGACACCAGGGUCCUCUGAGCGGCGCCCGCUCAGCAGACCCGGGGAGGCAACGCCAGCUGCGCAGCGGCAGGGCAUCAAGGCAGGAUCCUCGGAGCCCGAAGACGUCGAGGCUGCUGGCUUCCCCUCACACUGCUGGACAGAGAGCUCCCUGAAGGUGAGCUCGCUGUCGGCUCUGAUGGGCCGGACACCAACGCACCUUGCGGCUCAAGGAGCUGGCAAGGAGGCUGCGGCGCUGCUGGGGGACACGGGCCACAUCCAGUGUUUGAACGUGCUUCUGGAGACGGGCCUGCUGGACCUCACCGCGCUGGACGACCGGGGACUGUCACCACUCCUCGCUGCUUGCGCAGCCGGUUCGGCGGCAGGAGCCAGGUGGCUGCUGCUCCAUGGGGCAGACUGCUAUGCCGAGGACAAGAUGCGGCGGAAUGCGCUGCACGUGGCAUGCAGCUGCUCACUCGACGAAGGACGGCGGGAGCUGGUCCGCUUCCUUUGCCGCUGGGAUGCCGACUACUCCAGGCUCAAGUCUAUGCGGGACUGCCGUGGGCGGCGACCCCAGGACAUCUACCUCUACAGACAAGGGUCACGAAGAGCCAUCGCGCGAGACGAUGCGCUGCCCAACGACUUUGCAACGCUUUGGGAGGCAGCUCGACUGGGUGACCAGAGGAUGUUGCGGACUUGCCUCCAGGCUUCUCCAAAAAUCGACGCCGCCAGCCCGGGUGGCUUCACGGCCGCAAUGUACGCAGCAAGCAAUGGGCACGUCGAUGUGCUGAGGACGCUGCUGUCGAUGCGCUGCUCGUGUGGGGCAGCAGUGCCGGAGUCAGGAAUGCCCGAGCGGCCCGACGCGAAGUGGUGCGGCCGUUCUCCCCUUCAUUUGGCUGCAGAGGCAGGCCACGCAGACGUCUGCAGCCUGCUCGUUCGAGGAGGUGCACAGCUGGAGGCUCGGUCCAAAGCUGGUCUCACGCCGCUUCUUUCGGCCGCGGCUGCGGGGCAGCUGGCAAGUCUGAAAGUUCUCGUUGCCUUGAGAGCCGACCUCGAGGCCAGUCAGGAAGUGGACAACGGGCGAAGGAACGCUUUCCACAUACUGGCUGGCAAGAGAACCGAGCCGCACUUCGCCUGCUUGAGAUGGCUGCUCGAUACUCUGCUCGCCGAGGAUUUCAGGAAGCUGCUACAGAUGCUUGAGCUUCAGGAUUCGGAUCUCAGACGCCCCGUUGACUUAGCGCAGCAGCGAGGGCGAUCCCAUCAGGCAUUGCUGCGAACCAUGCGGCAAGCCCAGGAGAUGUGUGAUGCUGUCCCAGACAAAGGUUCGCAGGCAGCUAUACCUUCAAAGUAA
Symbiodinium natans is the source of this 2556-nucleotide messenger RNA. The record is from the annotation of a GenBank genome assembly. Lineage: Eukaryota; Dinophyceae; Suessiales; Symbiodiniaceae.